Penicillium subrubescens is the source of this 1883-nucleotide messenger RNA. RefSeq lists its product as uncharacterized. The transcript is spliced from 3 exons. NCBI's taxonomy places the organism in Eukaryota, Fungi, Ascomycota, Eurotiomycetes, Eurotiales, Aspergillaceae. The coding region runs from base 332 to 670 and encodes 112 amino acids. The record is from RefSeq and is a predicted model, not a curated record.
GUUUGGAGGACCCAUGCAACGAGAUGGAAUUGUCGACCGAAACAUAAAUAAGACCUUUCAGAUCCUCUGAAUGGAUCAUGAAGUUCAAAAUCAUCCCCUUGAGUUUCAAAAUCACAACCUAGAGCCGUCAAUUCAGGUCCAUAGAUAUUCUAUUCAAAGAGGAUCUUGUCAUUCGGACGUAGCUUGAAGCUUCUUUAGUGAAUCUUCCGAAGAACCUUUCACGACGUCCACUCAGAGUGGUCUUUUGAACUUGUCAAGUGAGCUUCGGCAACAAGUCAAAGCCAAUCGUGUACCCCCUUGAAGACCUGAAACAUAAUCACCGGGCCCGGGAAUGUGUUUUUACAACCAGAAGCGUUUCUCCUGUGGAGACUGGAGCUGGACCAGCUUCGCCCAUCGGUGCAAUUACGAAUACCGCACCGGCGAAACGUGCGGAAUGAAGCUCGUUAAUAUGACUGAGAACGACAACAACAAGUGCCGCCUCUGCGAGAAGAUUGAAACCAAGUUCCGGCGCCGAAGCGCCGAGAUUGAUCGCUUGGAACGGUGGAAGCGGGAAGGUGCCACUCUGGUGGCCUCCAUCGACCGUUCCCACAAGCUCAUCAUGGAGCUGGACAAGGAGAUUUGUGCUCUGCAACGGGAACGCGAGGAUCGACGUCGAACGUUGCUGAGAUAGCACCAUUCUGCAUGUUCAAAAAUCAGUGACAUUCCUUCAGCGAGCAGCUAGUGUGUUCAGUAUUCCUUGUUAUCGGGUCGUUUUGAUUUUUGUGUUUUUGGUCUCAUCGGUUGGUGGAUUGUUAAUGGCGUUUCAUGUUUCACCAUGCAGGAUAUAGUCUGUGACAUCAAUUUGAAUCAAGUGUCUGCAAUGUGACGGACAUAAUCAUUUCUCUGAAGACUCGGAAGACUCCACGUAGACUUUCUCUCAUUGGAUGAUUCGUAGUAUUUCUCCUCUUUUCUAUAGGCCAACGGCAUCCAAUGGAUAUAUUGAUGUGGGCUAGUCAUGUUGUAAGCGCCCUGGUUCUCUGGGUGAGCGGUUCGCUGAGACGACUCCGGUCUCAUAGAGGAAAAUGGAGAAGGUCCCACGCUACAAAUUCCUGACGGAGGCUACUGGAGCCUAGCGAGGAAUCAAUAUUAGCCAUUCAGUCCGGCGAGGACUGGACGAAAUGUUGCAAUGGAGGCAGAAUGAAUGGUUGCUGGAAGGUGGGAUGAUGGAAACCAAACCCCUCACCCUGUCACGUGGAAACAUGAAGCUUAUGUAACCCAGAGGGUGCCCGCCUGACAGUUGGGCAGAUUUUUGAGAAGUUGUCCACGGAUAGAGACUCGUUGUGCUCGGGUCACGUAUCCGUACCUGAAGGGAAGUGGGUCCGUACUAGAGCAACUCUGUGGCAGUUAGAUCUACUACACCUGAACGUGAACGUACUUCCUCUAAGCCAAAACUCGCAAGCGGGCUCUAACGGUUAGGCAGGACACGAUAUUCACGCUUGAUGACGGUGAUCAGGUUUCAAAAUCACUCAAUGAAGCAGCCCUUCGUCGUAUGAGCUUCGGUGGUUGUAAUAAGGGAAUAGAUGGGGCAGCGAUGCGGGAGAUAUAUAUCUUCAGGUCAAUCGACCCAUGACACGCUAUGCAUGUAAGAUCGGAGAAUUAGGUUACUUUGGAUGGUUGUGUUGGCCCAACACUUCAUACAACCGCUGUCCACGAGGCAAAGUUGGACUACGUGUACCUACGCCUGACCUGACAAAUAGCAUCAGGUGGACAGCAGAUUGGAACAGCAGGUUCUGACACCCAGCCGUUGGAUGUAUGCCACAUCACGGGCAAGGAGCAAGCAUUGCAGUUAUCGCAGGGAAGUGCAUCUUUCUCCUUCCAUGAUAUGCAAUGGAUGGAUCAACUCG